Molecule: messenger RNA, 1644 nt
Organism: Botrytis byssoidea
Lineage: Eukaryota; Fungi; Ascomycota; Leotiomycetes; Helotiales; Sclerotiniaceae
Exons: 1
Coding region: 1-1644 (547 amino acids)
Source: RefSeq, a predicted model, not a curated record
AUGGCCUCGAGCAAUGCAAGUGGGAAAGGAAAAGGAAAAACUCUCGAUCCAUCUUCCGCUUCUGCUCCUACUUCCCCUACAGCUGUACCUCCAGCGCGAACAACUUCAAAUGACAAACCAAGCCGACAAGACGAACAGCCUACUCCUUCUCUUCUCAACCGUAUUGGUGCUUCGGCAGCAGGAUUGGGUCGGGAUGUUUUUGCGGGAGGAGCUGGUGUUGGUGGAGAGUCAUUGAGGAGAGAUGCGCAGGGGUUACUUAUCGCGGCUGGGAAUGGGAAGGGGGGAAGUACGAGUGCGAUUGCGGGUGGAAAUGGAAAUAGAAAUGUAAAUGGGGAUGUAGGAUAUACGCAGGUGCACAGUGGAAAUCCUAGGUUAAUGGAUGGUACUUCUUCAAUUUCUGGGGUUGGUGGGGAUACUCUUGGGAUGAGGAGUGCGGGGAAUAUGGGGACUAGUAGGAGUGGUAUUCCAGGAGCUGGAGGGAGUGCAGAGGUGAAGGGGAAGGCAGUAGGAGGGGAUGAGAGAGCGAGAUGGAUACAGCAGAAUGAGCAUGCAUUUUCCGGGUUUUUGGAUAGUGUUCCUUCUCUUACUCCUGCGGGCGAUUCGGGGCUUGGGGGUGAUGAUUCAGAAUCUUCCAAUGGGAUGCAUGAGAGCAUUCCGCAAGUCGCGCUGGGCGAUAUAUUUCAGUAUGGCGCUCCUUCGAAUAUAGUGGGGAAACAAGCUCUCGAAAAUUCAUGGGCUCGAUCUGCACAGCGAGCCAAUAAUCAGCGUGAGGGUUAUUCUGAGCCUCGCGCUGUAAAUACACGAGAACCAACGAUGUACCAUUUCGAGCCAUUGCCAGCCUUUCAUCCGGAUAAAAUGACAACGGCGGAAUAUCGUCGAGAAGGUGUGAAUACGAUUUCUCAUAGAGAUGCCGGGGACAUGAAUAUCAAUCACCACAAUAUAUCCGUGCAAGAACAGGAAAGUAGAGAUGGAGAUGAAGUACGCGAUUUGUUAUCGAGAAUCGGAGGGGUUUCUUUUGAUGAGGAGAUUUCUGGGAUGGAUCAGGGAAUGAGCGAGGCGGGGAUAGAGAGAGAUGAAAUUAAAGCUUAUGAGGAGGAAUGGAUGGGGAUGAGUUCUGUGGAACGGGAGAGGAUUAUACAGGCUACGAGGGAUUUAUUUCCGGAGGAGGUGAAGAAUGGAGAGGGGGUGGUACAUGGAGGGAUUGAUGUGGAAAAUUCGCUUAAUUUGUUUCCGAAUCAUGAGAGGGGGGCGGAGGAGAGGUGGAGAGGUGAGAGGGAGAGGGAAAUGCAAAGAGAAGAUGGAGAAGAAGAUGAUGAUGAUGAUGAGUUCGAAGGCGAAGUAUUGAAUUUCCAGGGAAUAGAGUGGAGAGCGAGGAAAGAAAAGAAAAAUGGAGAGACGAAUAAAGGGAUAAAAGGAAAGGCGAAAAAAGAGUGGAAAAGUGAUUGGGAGGGUGUACUUCAAGGGUAUGCAGAUGAAGUGUGGGGGGGGUUAAUGCCGCUAGUUCGAGAAGCGCGAGAGGAAUUGAAAGUCGAAGAGCAGAAGGGUGAUGGGGGACAGGGGAAAGAGAUGGGAAAUUUGAAAGCGCUGAGGAGAUUGGGUGCUGUGUUGGGACAUUUGAGGGGGUUGAAUGGGAGUGGGAAAUAA